AUGAGUGAUUGCUGCCUCAGAGGAUUCCAAUGGGAUGCCCAGCCGGCUGGCCAUGACAUGAAAGUAGCCGGACGCGACUGUUAUGUGACAGGGUCUAACCCAGACAUCGCCAUCAUCAUCCUACACGACCUCUUUGGGUGGACUUUCAAGAACACCCGCAUUCUAGCCGAUCAAUACGCAGAGGAAGUCGGCGCUACUGUGUACAUCCCCGAUCUAUUCGGGGGUGAGGUGAUUCCCGCCCAUGUAGUCCUCGAUCAGAGCCUCUGGGCCAGCAUCAACCUGCCGUCGUUCCUUAGACGCAACUCCAAAGCCGUACGGGGACCCGAGAUCGUCGAGUGUGCCACACUUCUCCGCGCCCGGCACAGUAGGAUUGGUGUCAUCGGUUUCUGUUACGGCGGCUGGGGCGCGUUUCGCCUAGGCAGCAGGGAGAAUGCCCUCGCAGCUUGCAUCGUGGCUGCGCACCCGACGCAGCUAGAGAAGGCUGAAAUCGAGAAUGUGGGCGUGCCUGUGCAGGUUCUAGCUCCCCAGAGGGAUCCCAUGUUCACAGAGGAGCUCAAGGCGUUUAGCAAUCAGGUCAUCCCCACGCUGGGUGUUGCAUACGACUAUCAGUACUUUCCAGGAGUGGAGCAUGGGUUUGCCGUCCGAGGAAGCCCAGAGAUUGAGGGUGAGAGACGCGCGAUGGAGCGAGCCAAGAAUGCGGCCGUCUUGUGGUUCCGCCAGUGGCUGAAAUGA
Messenger RNA from Clonostachys solani, 732 nucleotides. The record is from the annotation of a GenBank genome assembly. NCBI's taxonomy places the organism in Eukaryota, Fungi, Ascomycota, Sordariomycetes, Hypocreales, Bionectriaceae.